UUUACACUUCAUUCAACAUUUUGGUUCAAAAUAUCCUAAUCACUAAACACUGAUUCAUACGUUCUAAUUUAUGAUUGAUAGAAUUAUUAAAUUGAAUGGUAGUGUGACAACUAUAUUUGAAUCAUCAGAAAAGUUGAUUAUCAUCAUCAUCAUCAUCAACCUUCAUCGAUUAAAUUUAUCAUUUUAUCAGAUGAACAGCAUUGCAACCAUUAUCAUUCGCACUUACGACUUGAUCGCAACAACAACAUCAUUUACAGUGAAUAAACAAAUUAUUAUUCCAUCAUCAACAUCAUUAUUGUGUUUAUUGUCUAAAAAUUUGAAUUCUAUCAACAAUAUUCAAACAAGAAAAAUGUCUGGUGACAGCGAUUGGAAAUCAAAGGAAACUAUCUAUGAUUUUUCUGCUAAAGACAUCGAUGGUAAUGAUGUAUCGAUGGAAAAAUACAAAGGUCAUCCAUUGUUGGUAGUUAAUGUGGCCACACAUUGUGGAUUAACUAAAGCGAAUUAUAAGCAACUGAAUGAAUUGUAUGAUCAAUUCGAAGAGAAAGGCCUUAAAAUUGCCGCAUUUCCAUGCAAUCAAUUCGGUGGACAAGAACCUGGAUGCGAUGUGGAGAUUAAAGAAUUCAUCAAAAAGAAUGGUGUAAGAUUUGAUAUGUUUGCAAAGAUUGAUGUCAAUGGCGAUUCAGCUCAUCCAAUGUACAAGUGGUUGAAAGCUAAACAACAUGGAUUUCUUGGAUUCGAUGGCAUUAAAUGGAAUUUUACUAAAUUUUUGGUCAACAAAGAAGGUCGUGCCAUUAAACGUUAUGCGCCAACAGUUGAGCCGAAAAAUAUUGAACCUGAUAUUGUUAACAUACUCUAAUCUGUUUCAUAAUAUUUUGAUCUUUCGAUGAUUAUUUCUUAGUUAUUAAUGUUUUCGUUUAUUUUCAUCGAUAUUAUUGUUGAGUAAUCCAGUCAGUAAAAAUAACUUUUCAUUCAAA
This is a messenger RNA of Dermatophagoides farinae (American house dust mite), 974 nucleotides long. Lineage: Eukaryota; Metazoa; Arthropoda; Arachnida; Sarcoptiformes; Pyroglyphidae. The record is from RefSeq and is a predicted model, not a curated record.